CAUGUUAUUUGAGGUGGAUGCAGCAGAAACGCAGUAGUUAAUGACUGGUGCCAACCUGACCAGGUGGCCUCGGGGAGCCGGGCAGUAUUGUGGGGGGACACUGCUGGCAGGCCUGCCUUCAUUUUAGAGGGCAAACACACCAGAAGACUCAGCAUUUGUUUACAGGUCCAGAUGGCGACAGAGUGGUAGCUUUGUCACUCAGGAAAUAAGUGGAAAUGAUAAAUGAUAAUGUUUUCUGGCAGCUUCCUAGAGGUUAGCAAUUCAACACUAUUUUUAAAAAAGCAUUUAUUAAAACGUGAAGCUGGCUGGGAUUAUAUUUUAUAUUGUUGUCAGGUGGGUAAACAAGGCUCCCUCCCACACAGUCAUGUAUUAGGGUCCAAGAAGGCCCAGAACCCCACACUCAGACACAAUGCUAGUGAAGAACAAUAUGGACCCUACAAAAAAAUACUUAAGUAUGAAAGUUUUAUAAGCUAUAUAGCCCUUUAGACAAGAAGAGAAAAUAUCCUGGGGUGGGGGGGGAUGCCCCUUGAAGUUUGACAGGUUUCAACUCCAAGGAAGAGAGAACACGUGUUAGCAGUCUUUUGGACUUGGUGUGGCAGGGAGUUGGGAUGGCCUCAUGAGCACAUAACACAGAUGGGGAGGAGAGGCCCUGGUGGAGCUAGAGGAUAUGCUUUGCAGGCUAAGUACUGGAGAAACAGAGAUGAUAAGCGAGCCCUAGUGGCCUUGGAGCACAGAUGGGGGCACGGCAAAGCACCAGUGGCCCAGGACCUGGGGAAGGGCCAGAGACCCAGUGGAGAAGGGCCAAGGGCCCCAAGGGAAGGGCCCAGGACCCAGGGGGAAGGGCCCCAGGAUGACUGCGCCCCCAUGAGACUGUGACAGGAAGACCAAGCUCUUAAUUUCAUUGAUUUUUUUCUGUUGUUUCGCUUUCAUGGAACUACUUCCUGUCUGUAUUAUUUCCUUCCUUCUGUCUCUCCUGGGCUUAUUUUGUGUGCUCUCUCUGGGUGCGUGUGAGGUGUGGGCCCCAGAUGACAGCACCUGGUGCAGCACACCCCGCUGAGUGGUGUCCCGCACACUGUCCUCUGCCGUUUCAUUUUCACGCUGGCCAGUGUUGGUUUUUUUCUCCUGGAGAUUAUGUAGAAGAGUGUUCUUUUCCGAGUGUUUGGAGAGUUUCCUGUGGUCUCUCUGUAUUGAUGUCUAGUUUGUGCUCAUGAAUCAGAAACACGGUCAGAAAACACAUAGCACAAUUUCAAUUUUUAAGCAUGUAUUGAAGGGCGCCGUGGACGGGAGCUGGUCUGUCCUGGCAUAUGUCCCGUAGGCACCUGAAAAGAGUGUGUGCUCUACUGUUGUUGGCUGCUCUGGAAAUGCCUGCUGGGCCCUGCUGGUCGAUAGCACUGUGGGGUCUUCCAUGUUGCUGGUCUUGUGCGGACUUGUGACGUCAACCACAGACAGUGGGUGAGGUGUCCCUCUGGAUUCCCCGUUUCGGCUCUUGCAGCGUCUGCGUGGCUGUUACCCUGUUUGUUGUGCUUCACACAUCUUGCUGCUCUGUUGGGUGCUCACGUGCAGGGCUGUCCUGCUGGCUUACUGGUUUGUGGGGGGCGGCCCUUCCACCCCUUCGCCUGACUCCCCUUCCUCCAGUGCCGGGGCAGCUUCCCCUCUGCCCGCCUGUGUUGAACAGUUGUGUGGUCUCACUCGUGCCCUGCCUGUGCCAUUACAUCAUGCCCAGGUGGUCUCAUGACACUGGCCGGAGGGGGCUCCAGCUGAUCUGGGGACCUGUCCCCACCAUGGCCUCCGCUGCACCAUGCGGCCUCCUCACUCAGCCUUUGCCGUCGAGUGUGGGGUGUGGCUGUACUUCUCUAUCAUGUUUGGGUGGGGUGGAGUGGUCGGGGUCUGAAAGCCUCUCUUCAAGCUGCCCCUCUCUGGCCUUUGGAAAGCAGGCUCUUUUUGGGAAAUGAACAGAACAGCUGGGGCUCCGGCACUGUAUGGCUCCCAAGGCCCAGGGCCCCACCCCUGGUCUGCCGUCUCGUCCCUCGGCGUCUUCUCCCAUCGCUGUCAUGUGUAGAGUCCAGGGUUUCGGUGGAACUCAGCCGGAGGGGUGGGGAUAUGCACACCCCUCUUCCAGGAGCAGAAGUCCAUGCUUGUUUUUUUGUUGUUUUUUGGGGUUGUUUUGUUUUUUGUUUUUUUGCCGUGUCUGCCUAAGUGCAGAGCCCUGGUUUGCCCUCCUCUGUGUACCCCGACUUCCGGGCUGGUGCUGGAUGCACAGGUGAAGCGUCCCUGAGCCUCAAUCUGGUCAGCCAUGCACCACACCCAUAGCGCCCACUUGUCCGCGGGCCCGGCCCUGGUGACACAGGUGCUGAGCAAGCCACAUCCAGACUUGUAGCAGGGGACGUGCUCGUGGGAGUCGGGUAAGCUGGGGCUUUCAGACAAGCCAGCUUGGGGAGCGGGGCUGUGGCAGCUCCAGUUCUGUGAGCCAGUGGUGAGAACAGAGAGGGACUCGGGUAGCACCUUUGUCCUCUCACUCGGCCCCUGCCUCCCCCGCCCACUCUCCCUGGGUUUGUGCUUAAAUCCUUCGCACACACAGAUGCAUGGUGGUUGUCCUUCUUGGCCCAGAACUAGCCUGCUCCUCCCCCCACUGCAGGCUGGCCAGUGUCAGUUGAGGGCUUGGGCUCCUGAGCAGCACCUGGCCCUGCUCCACACCUCCCCGAAUAAACGGCCUGGGGACGGGCCCACCUACAGGAAGGGGUGUGGGCCGGUGGCCACGUGCAUCACACAGCCCACUGCAGGAGUGUGUCUGGAGUGCCAUCCUUAGGAAGAGGUUCUGAUCUGCUCUCCACGGAGACACGUUCAGAGUCCCCUGUCCAUGGGAGCUGCCAUUUCUGGUGUGGGUUCACCUAGAGGCUGCAUGCCAGUGAGGGUGAGCUGGUCCUGGGGGCAGGUGACUGUAUUGGGGUUCAGUUUUUAGUCCAGGGGAGCCCACCCUGUCCCAGGCCCUGAGCCACAUCCCAGCAGCAGCUUCAGACCUCCAAGCUGCAGUGCUCACCACCACCCCCCGUUACCCUGGAGGGUGCCCCAGCCCCUCGCCGUUCCUGACGGGUCCAGCAUAUGCUCUUCUUGAGGCCCUUCCCAGACGCUUGUAAUCUGAAGUCAUGUUUGUCUCUCUUACUAGUCUCAUGGUUUCUUCAGGGCAAGGAGUUCAGUGAGCAUCUGCUGAUCACGUAAGGUUCAGAGAGGCCAGGUGCCGGCCAGGAACCCACACUGGCCAUCAGCAGCAGCCGAAACCCUUCCGCACGAUGAAGGAGCAAAAGCCGUUGCAAGGCGGUGUGUAUAGCAAGAUCCAUGGCUAUAAAACAGCAGAAGCACGAGAAGACAACCACAGAGGAGGCGGAGCACUGCAGCUUCGGGGCCGGCUCGCUGUCCCGCCGGAGGAAGGCACUGGCGCUGCGGGAGGAUGGCCCCCGCAGGCGCGCACACCUGCACAUCGGCCUGCCGCACGACUUCCGCCCCGUGUCCUCCAUCAUCGACGUGGACAUCCUGCCCGAGACGCACCGCCGUGUGAGGCUGUACAGGCACGGCUGCCAGAAGCCACUGGGCUUCUACAUCCGCGACGGCACGAGUGUGCGCGUCGCCCCACAGGGGCUGGAGAAGGUGCCCGGCAUCUUCAUUUCACGCAUGGUGCCAGGCGGCCUGGCCGAGAGCACAGGGCUGCUGGCCGUGGACGACGAGGUCCUUGAGGUGAACGGCAUCGAGGUGGCCGGGAAGACGCUGGACCAGGUCACGGACAUGAUGAUCGCCAACAGCCACAACCUCAUCGUCACGGUCAAGCCGGCCAACCAGAGGAACAACGUGGUGCGCGGUAGCCGUGUGUCGGGCAGCUCGGGCCGCUCCUCGGACAGCGCCGCCAGCCGCCACAGCCUGCCCGCCGCCCCCGCACUGCUGCACCUGCAGCCCGACGACGCCGACAGCGACGACGAGCCCGACGUGGUGCUCGAGGGCGUCCUGGAGCCGCGGCCGGUGCCCAGGCCGCCACCGCCACUGCCACCGGGCAGCCAGGCGCGGGUCAACGGCACGGGCCCAGCGCCGGGGCGGGAGGGCCCCGCGCACCGGCUGCUCAGCUCCCUGCGCGCGGACCCGCGCCAGAGCCUGGCCCUGCCGCUGCCCCCGGGCGCCGUGGAGGAGCACGGCCCGGCCGUCACGCUGUAGGCACACGGGACGCCCCUGCGAGACGCUUGUUAAGUGGAGUCUGAGUUGAAAAUCAGUACGGGAACGUAGACUUCACCCCUUUUUGUUUUGAUUCUCCCACACUCCGUGCUUGACUCGAACUUAUGGAUAGAAAAUACAAAUGCUAUUUUUAUAGAAUUUCUCCACAGAACAUAAAAUGCACACGCCUGCAGUCUGUACCCAGCCAGGUACACCUCCCGGCACUUUCCUGAUCAAGUGCAGAAAAUGUUUCAGUUUCAAGAAUACUUUUAUAAAUGAAGCUUUAAAAGUACUUUUUAAAGACAGUACAUCGUGUUUUUAAUGUGACUCCUGCAGACACAGCCAGUUUUUACUGCCUUGCACGCUCCGCUGAUGGGCAGGACGGCACCCGAACCUACAAGAUGUAUAACUGUAGACCAUGAAUUUCAAAUUUCCACCUUGCUGGUAGUUGUGUUUCAGAUAGCCAGGGGGUGUUGGAUUCCCAGACAUCCCUGGGGGAAAAGAGCUGGCCUGAAUCAGGGCCUCGCAGGCAGGUGGUCAGAGGGCAAAUGCCGGCUCUACUGGAUUGGAAGGUGAUGCUCAGCAAUACUUUUGUGACCAAAAGCCAAUAUUUACUCUGUCUUUUCCUGUGGACUGAUUGUAUCUGAGGGCAAUUUUUGAUAUAUUAUCAGCAGAAAGGAUGGAUAAGCCUACCCACACCUCCAGCCAGGCCUUUGAAAGCUCAUAGUCAUUUGGAUGUAUAGUUUCUGUUAUCUUUGUUUUUAAAUAACAAGUCACCUGGAACUUGAUUUUUAACAGAUUAAAUUCAUUGUCACUUCCCCUUGAUCUUCCAGCAAUAUUUAUAUAUUUAGUAAUUUUAAAGGUUUAUUCAUGUUUGAUCCAAUUUUAUAUGAAGUCUAUUUUGCUUGAAUCCAAUAUCGAGGAGAAAAUUACACUUAUACUUUGAGAACUAAACUUUGACCAAAUAAAGCUUUCAUAUUAAUACAGGUAAAAAUAUUUUUCUAGGAUGCCUUUCCUGGGAGAGUACACAGCUGCUUCUCCUGUGGUCCAGCACCCCCUGCUGGCCAGUGGCAAAACUGUCCUGAUUUAUGGCCGCUAACAAAUGGAAAACAGUACCUCAACAUCUUCAUUUUUCCUGAUUUCAUUAAGUGUAAAAGCCAAUUAUUUUUAUUUCUUUUGGAAACUAUUUAUUGGUCAGAAAUAGUUUUUAUUGAGUAGUUGUGGUCUUCUGCGCCUAUGUUUGAUUUUGUUAUUUGUACACCAGCCUCGCUGUUGGUUUUGUUCCUAAGCACAGGGAAGACCAAAGGUGCUCUCCCUUUGAGGUCUGGGGUGACAGUCCAAAUACACCCAAAUUUAUGUGCUCCAGUGAACUGUAUGAGCAUCUUUUCUGGCACACAAGCCAUCAGAAGUGGUUUUUUUUUUUUUUUUACUACAAUAAGUAUUAUAGAACCAAAACUCUAAUGCUAGUUACUAUCACAAAUGAAAUGUUCUUUUACUAAGUUAUUGCUGGUUAUUGAAUAUCUUGUUGAGUAACUGGAUCUGUUACCAAGAAGGAAAGUUAUAUUUCUUACCAUGUUUAAGUUAAGCAAAUGUGAAUAAUUUUUUAGUCAAAAGAAAAAAAAGCCUCCUCUGUGACUUGUAUGCUGUUGUUCAUAAUUUUAGGAAUUCUGAAUUUCUUGGAACAGCUGCUUGAGUGCAUUUUUGUACCCAUAUCUUUACUUCUGCCAUUUUCUCCUUAAACAAAAAAACUAUGUUGUAUUACACAUUAAAGUUUUCUUGGUUUUAUAUAUCAAAGAAUAAAAACUUUUUCUUUGCAUUUAAUAUUUUUCACUUGUGUUCUAAAUACUGGAGAGAUUAGCAGUGUUAGUGAUGAGCAGAAACUUGCCCCUCAGAAUGG
This is a messenger RNA of Zalophus californianus (California sea lion), 6091 nucleotides long. RefSeq names its product par-6 family cell polarity regulator gamma (gene PARD6G). Gene Ontology annotation, molecular function: protein kinase C binding. Gene Ontology annotation, cellular component: nucleus; apical plasma membrane; cell cortex. The record is from RefSeq and is a predicted model, not a curated record. NCBI's taxonomy places the organism in Eukaryota, Metazoa, Chordata, Mammalia, Carnivora, Otariidae. Bases 3334 to 4197 code for a protein of 287 amino acids. Gene Ontology annotation, biological process: regulation of cellular localization; centrosome cycle; establishment or maintenance of cell polarity. The transcript has 2 exons.